Symbiodinium necroappetens is the source of this 255-nucleotide messenger RNA. The record is from the annotation of a GenBank genome assembly. NCBI's taxonomy places the organism in Eukaryota, Dinophyceae, Suessiales, Symbiodiniaceae.
AUGUUUUUGCAACUGAUGAUGGAUCCGGAGCUCGUUGCGACGAUGCAGAACAUCGAUGUGGAUGUCAUGUGCGUCGUCGAUUACCCAGAGAUCAUGUUCCAUGCUCGGGAGUACCUCUCCGUGCCGGAGUUGGUGGAUGCUGUUCUGCAAUUCCGGCGCACAACCUCUGUGAGCAUGAUGGACAUCGCACAGCUGCGGAAGUUCAUGGUGAACGAGCUCGAGAGCCUGAGACAGACCAUCAGGGAUCGAGCAUGA